GUACCAGGUAGUAACAGAGGCAUCAAAGCCCGAGACCGUUCUCCUGCGCAUUCUCUCUCUGAAGACGCACACGUACAUAUCUUUAGCUCUCUUUCUACACAGAUUUUUCUCUUUCUCUUCAAAUCCUCAAUUCCUUCAGGACUUUUCUUCCAAAUAGCAGAGUAUUUCAUAGUCUGGUGAAACAAGGGUUACUGGAAUUGCGGAAUGACAUGGAGGAACUAAGGCAAGCUCGAUUGAUCUUUAAGAGCAACCUUACGUGCAGUUGUCAGGGCAUUGUGUUAGAUAAUGCAGCAAAGAAUAAAAUUGAUGGGCCUUGGAAGGAAAAAUUAGCAGCAAUUAGAUUGUCUGACGAAAUGCUAGAGUCUGAGUGAAACAAACUUUGGAGGAAGAGAAAGAAAACGUGUUGCAGAAAUGCAGGCAAUGGAGAAUGAACAAUUUGAUCAAGAUCAUUAUGAAGCUGAUGAGUGGAGGGCUAGGGAAAUUGCCAAGGAUGCUGUUAUACUCUUAAAACAAAAUGAAUACGAAAAAUGGAGAAAACAGAGAAUUAAAAUGAAGUUAAAUGGUUGGAGAAAGGAUGCUCAGCAGGUGUUUGUAAGACUGCCACUGAAUUCAAUUCUUUGUCAAUUGAGAAGUUUGUGCUUUGAUAAAGUUGGUGGAAACAAAAGAAGAAUAAAUGUAACAGCUGCAGCUUGCAAGUCAAGCAUUUAUGGGGCCAGGCUAAGGCAACUAUGGUCUUGUUUGUGCUUUUCUUCAAGCAAUUUGGGGUUGUUGUAAGGUGGAAUGUCAGCAUGAUGCUGCUGCUGCUCAGUUAUUUGCUAAUGACCUUCACCUGCAAUUUCCAGAUUUCUUUCUUGAGGAUAAGCAACUUUGAUGGGGGGUAUUGAUACAAAGCUGAUGCAAAUGUUUACGUGGCAACGUGCAAUGGUGGGUGGGUGUUAAGAUCACUUGGUGAAUAAGAUGUAUAUGUGGCAUGUAUUGAUAAGAGCAGUUACAAGUUAGUUUGUAAAGAUUAGUUGUUAAACAUGUAAAGCUUCUUGAUAUAAGGAGCAGAGUGUGUAGAAUGAGGGAUAUGAAUAGAAUUAGAGACUUAAGACUCUUCUUUUUCUCUCUGAGAUUCUCUUUCUUUCUUCUCUGAUUCUCUCUCUGUCUUCCUUUCUUCAUUUCUAUGAGAUCUGCAACAGGUAUCAGAGCAGGUUGAUUCUUGGCCAUGGAUUGAAAGUUGCUCUCAAGAAUGGAAUUACAGGUUUUUUUGGUUUCUUUCCCUGAAAUUUCUCUCUCUUUUCCAUCUCUAAAUUUAUUGAAUUUCUUGUUCUCUAUGGAAUUUCUUGAGACAAUUCUUCCUUCAGCUUUCUUUUCUUGAACCUUUCCUUAGUUCCAUUUUCUUUCAUCUUGCCCUGUUGUUCCAUUUCUCAUCUGCAACAAGAACCAUGGACCAUUUUCCUUUUGAAAUCACAAGAACAUUGUCGGAAUUGAAUGAUAGAAGAUGCAAGGGUUUGUGUUUGUAGUGUGAGGAAACUUAUUCAGUGAGCCACAAUCAUUCUAAGGCCCCAUUAUUUGUGACCAUCAUUAACGAAGAAGAAGAUCAACAGGAGUUUGUACAAAUUCAAGGUGCAAGUGAGAAAGAAAAUCAAAUGAAUCACAAUUUGUAGCUGUUGAAACUUGUGAAAAAGAAGAUGAGCAUCUAGAGAUUGCAGAAAAAGUGAAUGCUGUGAUUUCGGAUCCAGUCAAACUUAAGUCUGAAUCUCAAUUUAUAGCUAUUGAAACUUGUGAAUCUUUUCUUUUUGAUGUUAUGACACUGGAUUCAGUUGAUAGUAUGCAGUUAGAAGAGGGGUCUGCUGGAAAUACAGAAUCAAAGGAGGCCAAGAAAGUUGAAAAGUGAAGGAUUUGGGGGAAUUGGGAAGUGGAGAUGAGGAGCCAAAGGUUGGCUUGAUCGAAUUAGUUCUCUCGAAAUCUUUUGAGAGGGAAAAUAAAUGGAAAUGUGGAGCUUGUUCAAGAGAAAGAUAAUGAAGUGUCUUCAGUGUGUGUAGAGGAGACACAGAAGAGUAAUGAACCUGAAAUGGCGGUAAUGAAUGAGGACUUUCAGGGGGAUUACAAUAGGAAUGAUGAAUGUCAAUAAAGGACCAGUGGUUCAUUGCUAAAUUCCAUGAAUAAUGAAGGUUUAAUAAAAUGGAAUGAUUUGGAUGAGGUUAUGAUGGAUUCUGUAGGCAGUCUGCAGAAGAAGAGAAGCUCAAUGCCUGUUGAUGAAGGUGGAUUUUUUAAAAUGUGAUGUACCGUGAUCUCAAGCCAUAGAAUUUCUUGCUGGCUAGCAAGGAUGAGGGAGCCAUGUUGAAGGCCACUGAUUUUGGAUUAUCUGUGUUCAGUGGCGAAAGGAAAAAGAAACUGAUCGAUAAUGAGAAGAUUAAGUGCAAGAUGAAACAAAUGUUCAGUGGAGAUUCAACUGGGCAUUUGAGUAGGAUCAAAUGCAGGAUGAAGUGCAAUUGUGCCCUGCAAGAGUUCAGUUCAAUUAGCUGAGAUUCCUUAGAGGGGAAAGUGCUCAACCAUCCAGCUAUUAGCCAAAUAGUUCAAUCCUAUUAUCUUAGAUUCAUAAUCAAAAUGACAUCAUUUUCCACAAACAACAAAUCUUUUAUUCUGCCUUAUAAAAAUGGCAAGAGAAAGUGUUGUUGGCAGUCCAUAUUAGAUUCACACUUUCACACAAGACUCGACUUAGUUAAAGCAAAUAAAUUCUUUUAUUUUGCCGUGUAAAAGAUGCAAGAAAAAGUGAUGCUGGGCAGUCCAUAUCAACUUUACCCUUCCACAGGGGACUUGACUCCGUCUUAAUGCAAACAAAAUCCAGAGACUUGCCAAUCUUCCUAUGCUAUUUUACUCAAAAGCCCAUAUAAUAGUCAACAAAUGCACUUUAUCCAUUGAUUAUAAAGUAACCCAUCAUGAUCAAUGGUUAGACUAAUACCAUUGUGCAUACAAUGGUUGCACUCAAUAAUUUUCUCCAUUUUAAACAUACGAUGAGUGGUGGAACAUUUGCCAAGUAGUUGAUCAAGCUAGGAAGGUCAACUCAAAUUAUUCCACAACAUGGGUCUAUAAAAGCCCAAAGGGGCUAGGCUGUUGCUUCAGUGCCUAAUUCAAGAGAAAUAUCUGCGUAAAAAUACUGAAAUGAGGCUAAUUAAGCAGCUGUUGGUUGCUUUAGUAAUAGCUUCAUUAUUAGAGGGAUGGUGGAGCUGUGAUGGUUGUUUGGAUGAUGAGAGAAAUGCUCUUUUACAACUCAAGGCUUCUUUCAAUAAUCCUCUUGAUAGAUCACUCUCUUCUUGGGGUAUAGACACUGAUGACUGUUGUAAAUGGGAAAACAUUCACUGCAACUCCACCACAGGACGAGUUUCCCAACUCACUAUUUGGAGCUAUGGUUGGUAUGUAACAGAUAGGUACUUCAAUGCCUCUUUGUUUCUUCCCUUUCAAGAACUGACGAGUCUUAGCUUACCACACGGUUUUAUUGAUUGUGUUGAGAAUGAAGGUUUUGAAAGAUUAGAAAGUCUAAACAAGUUGGAGUUUCUUGAUUUAGAUAGAAGCUGGUUCAACAACAUAAGCAUAUUAUCAUCUAUUGGCCAUCUUUCAUCUUUAAAAUCAUUAAGUUUAGCCUACAUUGGAUUGGAAAGCGUAACUGAUAUUCAAGGACUAUCAAGACUUGAAAAUUUGGAGUUUCUUGAUUUAUCAGGCAACAACUUCAACGAUAGUAUCAUACCAUCUUUAAGUGUCUUUCCAUCUUUAAAAUCAUUAAAUUUAGCCUACAACAGAUUGGAAAGUGUAACUGAUUUUCAAGGGUUAUCAGAACUUGAAAAAUUGGAGUUUCUUGAUUUGUCAUGCAACAAGUUCAACAGUGGUAUCACACCAUUUUGUAUUGACUUUUCAUCUUUAAGAUCAUUAUAUCUAUGGGACAAUGGACUAACAGGAACGAUUGACAUUAAAAGAGUAUCGAAACUUGGAAAUUUGGAAUUUCUUGAUUUAAGUCAUGACAACUACGGGAAUAGUUUCCUACCAUCCUUUGGUGAUCUUUCAUAUUUAAAAAAAUUUAUUCUGUCUCAAUGUGGAUUGAGAGAAGCAAUCGAUAUUCAAAAAUUAAGUAAUGGAACAAGCUUGAAGUUCUUGAAUUUAGCGGGCAAUGAAAUUGAAUCCCUUAAAUCCUUCCAAGGUGGUGGAGAUGGUGGUGGUGAAGAGUUACAGAAGCUGAGCAAUUUGGAAUAUCUUGAUUUGAGCUAUAAUCGCCUGGAUAACAACAGUCUAUCAUCUCUCAGGACACUUUCAUCUCUCAAGUUUUUGAAUAUGGAAUACAAUCUAUUAGAAGGAUUAAUAAAUAUGGAAGAAUUGGAUGCUUUGGGCAACUUAGAGGUACUAAGCCUAGGAGGAAAUCAAAUUACUAAAGUUGUGGCCUCAGGAGAUAUGAGAGUCGUCAGGAAUUUGAGUGCUCUUUUCCUUGAUAACGUUACUACCCAUGGAAGAAGCAGCAUUCAGCUGGAAUUACUGGGAGCAUACCCAUUUCUCAAGACCCUUUCUCUAACGCAUAAUAGCUUCAAAGGAGCGAUAUUUGCUCAAGAGCUGGGUAAUUUGACAAGCGUGGAAGAGUUGUUCCUGGAUUAUUCCUCACUUGAUGAACAGUCUUUUAAGAGCCUUGGAGCGUUGCCUUCUCUUAAUGUUUUGUCUAUGUAUGCCCUCAAUGCUACCCUACCCACUGAAGGCUUGCUGAAUUUCAAAAAUUUGGUGUAUUUGGAUUUGAGUUUUUUUUACUCUCCACAACAACUUCUUGAAAGACAUUGGAAAGAUAUCAUCACUUAAGAUUUUAUUAUUGUCGGGAUGUCAACUAAGUGGAACCAUACCUGCUGCCAAAGGUUUAUGCGAGUUAAAACAUCUUCUAAAGUUAGAUAUGAGCAACAAUGAUCUCCGUGGCACAUUGCCUUCGUGUCUAGCAAAUUUAACAUCCCUUCAACAAUUAGAUAUAUCUUCCAAUCACUUCAUUGGAAAUAUCUCCAUAUC
This is a messenger RNA of Hevea brasiliensis (rubber tree), 5016 nucleotides long. Its product is annotated as receptor-like protein 9b. Lineage: Eukaryota; Viridiplantae; Streptophyta; Magnoliopsida; Malpighiales; Euphorbiaceae. The transcript has 13 exons. Gene Ontology annotation, molecular function: protein binding. The coding region runs from base 3148 to 4818 and encodes 556 amino acids. The record is from RefSeq and is a predicted model, not a curated record.